UUGAUGGUGCUAUUCAUAGAGCUGCUGGACCAAUGCUUUUAGAAGAAUGUAUCACUCUGAAUGGGUGCUCCACUGGUGAUGCUAAAAUUACUGGUGGUUAUCGACUUCCUGCAAAUUAUGUUAUUCAUACAGUUGGUCCAAUAGGAGAAAAGCCAGAUUUGUUAGAAAAAUGUUAUCGGAGCUGUCUAGAUGUUGCAAAAUCAAAUGGAAUCAGGACAAUUGCAUUUCCUUGCAUAUCCACUGGUAUUUAUGGGUAUCCAAAUAAAAAUGCUGCCAAUGUCGUUCUUCGAACUGUGCGAGACUAUCUAGAGAAAAAUUCCUCUUGUUUUGAUCGAGUCAUAUUUUGCCUCUUCCUUGAAGUAGACAUUGAGCUCUACAACUCACUUAUGCCUCAUUAUUUUCCAAAAUAGAAGGUGAUGUCUAAGUAAUUGUCAUUGCUGAAUUUCCAGUGCUUAGUUUUUGGCUCAUCUGAUGCGUUCUUUUUCUGCGUAUUGCUAGAUUCUUUAAUUGAAUUGAUGCAUUUAAACGAAAUGGAGUACCUAGAAGCAAAGGGGUGUAAGUGACAAAAAUAAAACGGUUUGAGAUAACUAGUACAAAUAGUUCAAAAAACUUUUAUCUGUUUUGCAACAAGAGAUGGUAAUAGUAGUCCUGGACACUGCUGCUACACAAUAUGAUGUAGAAAAGCUUUUCAAUGAAGGCUAGCAACAAGUUGAACUUUGCAGGCAUUUCACUCAAAACUUAAGAUUCUUACAUCCUUUUGCUUUUCGGUGCCUCAAAUGUAAUAAAUUAAGAGUUUAGUGUACAAAUGAUAUACAAUAUAAUUCCAUUAUGAUGAUUUAUAAGCAGUUCUUUGUGCACUAAAUAUAUUUUGUUUUGCUCUUUUUUUACAUGAUAGUUUCUUGCACUCUUCAUUACGCCUUAUAUGAUCUCAAAUAAAAAAUUAAUCUAAAGGAAAAUGUUUUUAAAAUUUAGUUUUUAUCAGAGUUUUUAUCAUUCAAAAAUAUUUUUAAAACCUGAAAAAGUACCUUUUCUGUCAUAAGUGAAUUCUGCUCUGUUAUUUUUUUUAAUGAUCUUUCAAAUAAUUUUCUGUUAUUCUUUAAUUUCUGCAGUUUUUAUGCUUUGUGAUUCUGUGCAUUUUAUUGUGAAUUGUUUGCUUAUUUUUUCUUUUUAAGAAAUAAAGGUAUUGAAAUAUUUUA
This is a messenger RNA of Uloborus diversus, 1196 nucleotides long. RefSeq names its product macro domain-containing protein RSc0334-like. Gene Ontology annotation, cellular component: nucleoplasm. The record is from RefSeq and is a predicted model, not a curated record. NCBI's taxonomy places the organism in Eukaryota, Metazoa, Arthropoda, Arachnida, Araneae, Uloboridae. Gene Ontology annotation, biological process: DNA damage response; peptidyl-glutamate ADP-deribosylation; purine nucleoside metabolic process. Gene Ontology annotation, molecular function: ADP-ribosylglutamate-[protein] hydrolase activity.